This is a messenger RNA of Amphimedon queenslandica, 1781 nucleotides long. Its product is annotated as prolyl 3-hydroxylase OGFOD1-like. The coding region runs from base 53 to 1669 and encodes 538 amino acids. Gene Ontology annotation, molecular function: iron ion binding; peptidyl-proline dioxygenase activity; L-ascorbic acid binding. NCBI's taxonomy places the organism in Eukaryota, Metazoa, Porifera, Demospongiae, Haplosclerida, Niphatidae. The transcript has 14 exons. The record is from RefSeq and is a predicted model, not a curated record. Gene Ontology annotation, cellular component: cytoplasm. Gene Ontology annotation, biological process: regulation of translational termination; peptidyl-proline hydroxylation.
ACCAAUCACUCACAAAUUUAAGUCAGUAUACGGUGAUAUCCAAAAGUAAACGAUGGCAAAACGGGUCUCUGAUGGCGAUGAUGUUCCUGCUCCUGUUGGAUUCCCCGCAUUGGCGCCUACAGCAGGUCCUGGUCAGUCUAGUAAGAAAGCGAGGAGAGAGAAUAGUGUCCCAGAGCUCAACAAUGCUUAUAUGAGUACUAAAGGAAAGCUAUUUAAAGAUAUGAAAAGCGCUUGGAGAAAAAUGGAGCCUUUUCAAUCAGAGUUCGCAAAUGUCCUUUUUGAUCCAUUCAUGUGUUGGACUCUUAAGGAUUUCAUUAGUGAGGGCCAGGAAGUGGAGACAGGAAGCAUGGAGACAGGAAGUGGGAGGGGCUAUGUAUCAGAUCUUAAGUCUUCACUAAUGAAAUUGAAAUUUUUUGACAAGAACAACGACCUCUACCAAUUCAAACAAUCACACGAUCUUAAAGAAGCAAAGUCAAUUCAGAUAAAACAAUUUCGGGAUUUAUUAAUAAGUGGUGUACUGCCAUGGUUACGAGAGCUAACUGGUAUUGACCUGUAUGAGACUGUGGAUGCAACUUGUGCUAAAUACGAUUAUACAGAUGUAUUAUUGUGUCAUGAUGAUGAGCUGGAGGGUAGAAGGAUUGCAUACAUAUACUAUCUUGUAGAUCCUUCAUGGGAGAAGAAAGAUGGGGGGACACUUGAUAUAUUCAAUACUGAUGAGUUUGGUCAGCCUCAUCAGAUAGUCCAUUCUAUUGUUCCUUUGUGGAACUCUUUUAUAUUCUUUGAAGUCACUCCAGCCUCUUUCCAUCAAGUAUCUGAAGUGUUGACGGCUUCAAAGACUCGUCUAACAAUCAGUGGCUGGUUUCAUGGGCCGUCAUUGCCUCGCCCAUCUCCUUAUAAGGAAGUCAUGCCAUUAAUGCACCACCCACUGGAUAAACCAUUAGAGGUGUUGGCGGAGUGGGUUAGUCCAGUGUAUCUUGAUGUUGGUACACAAUCACAGAUAAGGGAACAAUUUGAGAGUGAAUCACAAAUUGAAUUACCUGACUUCUUAAUAGAGGAUAAAUAUAAGUUGUUGUGCAAUGACUUAAAUAAAAAGGUAAACAUCUGGGAGAGAAGAGGACCACCUAAUAAAAGAAAUAUUGAAGUUGCCCAACCAGACAAACUGUUACCGUCACCUACUGAAUGUCACUCCCUUUUUCUGUCUGAGCCUUUCUGUCUCCUCCUCUCUCAUCUUACUGGCCUACAGCUAACAUCUCAUACUCUAAACCUCAACCCUAAUGAUGAUGUAUCCAUUAUACCAGAGGGUAAUAACACUCCUUGUAACUGUCAUGGUGACUGGUACCGCUGGCAGCAUGGUGGAUACACACUGAUGAGUGAUAGUGCCAGCACUGUUAAUGGAGAGGAUGCAGAAGAGUUCUCACUUGAAGCAAAGCUAUUUUUUAAUACAGAAGAAUGGACAACUGAGUUUGGUGGCUGUGUAACUUUUAUUGUAAAGGAUGAAGAUGAAGAGCUUCUCACUCUAAAUCCAACUCCUAAUUCAUUACAGCUGGUAUAUAAAAAUGAUGCAGAUACACUUAGUUUUACUAAGUACAUCAAUGUGAGAUCUGAGGAAGAAAGCAAUGGCCAGCUCAUGUGGUAUUCACUGGACACUGUGUAUCAAGAAAACAAUUAAUGUUUUAUUUCAAUUGUUAAUGUCAAUAAUGUGUAUAAUCCUGCAUAGCCAGUCCCUCAUUUCAUAUUCUAGCUUUAUCCAAGCAAUUCAGAUGGCUGCUUGCCCACCAAAA